Messenger RNA from Cantharellus anzutake, 1072 nucleotides. Its product is annotated as 39S mitochondrial ribosomal protein L46-domain-containing protein. NCBI's taxonomy places the organism in Eukaryota, Fungi, Basidiomycota, Agaricomycetes, Cantharellales, Hydnaceae. Gene Ontology annotation, cellular component: mitochondrial large ribosomal subunit. The coding region runs from base 154 to 1008 and encodes 284 amino acids. The record is from RefSeq and is a predicted model, not a curated record. Gene Ontology annotation, molecular function: structural constituent of ribosome. The transcript has 4 exons.
CUCGCCUCCCAGGGAACAGGCUUGGAGCGAACUUUCGCCGCGCUUUCUUCAAGAAAAGUAUUUGAAACAUCGGCCAGUGGCAUAGCGGUGAGAGUUCCGUCAAUGAUCGCUGACUAGAGGGUCAAACCCCUCAAGCGUGGGAAUUUCCGCGUGAUGCCAAGUUCCCCAUAUAUGUGCCGCCCGAAGGCAAUCCUCCAGGCGAUCUUACAGGGGCGCGGAGAAGCGCCUGUCGCGUCACACUAUACUUACUCACUAUUCAGGCGGUAUUCAGUUUCCGCCUCGCCGCCCAAUGAGCCAUUACCUAGUGCAUCCAAUGGAUCCCUGCCAUUCACGCUUCAAGCCACUAUAGUCCUCGCCCGCGCACCAUUGCUUACUGCUUCUCCAAAAAAAUUUGAGUCCGAAUAUUACGCAUAUCAAGCUCGUCUACACCGUGCCUUAUCUCAGCCUUUCCCUGCCGAUUUCUACUUUAAAAAAGGGUCUCUCCUGGAAAGGAGGUUCAAUGCUGAGGAAAGGGCUCGUGAACAAGUUACCUUUGGCGAUGGCUUCGGCAUUUCCACCAAACUCGACGAUAUCCCCUCUGACGAGGAGGCACUUCGUUUACAACCUCGUGAAACAGACGCGGAUAAAACGAACAACGUCAGAGAUCUCAAUAGACAGGGGGAACGAACGCUCUACCUAUUAGUUAAAUCUUCAAAGGCUUCUGGUACCUGGGAGUUCCCAACAUGGGAAGCUGGCACUACUCAACCCCUUCACACCUCUGUACAGGAGGCUCUAACCGCCUCGCUAGGUCCUAAUAUGAAUAUUUGGAUGAUUGGGCGCCAGCCAAUAGAUGUCCUUGAUACAGACGCCAGAAAGACUUUUUUCUUCAAAGCACGAAUCCUUGGUGGAAAACCUGAGAUUCAUUCCAAUUCAUUUGAGGAUUUCGCAUGGCUCGCGAAGGAGGAGGUUCAGGACCAUGUUAACCCGGCUUACUGGACGCAUAUUGAUUCAUUACUGCCGAGAGUAUAACGUACUGCCAAUAGAUAUUAUGAAACAUUUGGGGCAGAGAUUGCUUUUACGUGCCUCUUGGCAU